AUGAACAAUACUGGACAGCUUGUCUGGAAUGGUCCGAUGGUCAAUGCCAACAACCUCCGCGUUGCAUCCUUUGAGGGCAACUCAGUACUGACAUACUGGAGCGGCUCUAGCGCCCCAGACUUGUCCUCGAUUGAUGGUUCAUCUAAUGGCUGGGGUUUUGACCGCCUAUUCUUCGAGCUUGAUCCUAAGAGUGGGGACAUCUUAUUUCGAUGGAGUGCUCUUGAGCAUGUUCCUGUCAAUGAGACCAAGUUGGGUUUCGCUGGUAGAGGGGGCUUCAAUCAAUCUGUCCCGUUCGAUUGCUUCCACAUCAACUCUGUCGUCAACAUUGGCAAGCAAUUCUUGUGGUGGCAACAUUUUGCGCGUCCUCAUAAAAUCACGGAAACCUCAAUCACCGUUUCUUACUUCAACAACUUCAACGCCCUGGACAUCGCCAAUGAUACUCACCCAAACAAUGGUCUCGCACUCCAACUCACAAUUUCACCAAACAAGUCUAGUCCUCCUGUGGUUAUCAACGAUCUCUCCGAUCCAAACGAUCCUAUUUACCUGAUUCAUAAGGUUCCAACACAUUUCUACCCAAUGGCGAUAUUUUUGUGGACUAUGAGCUAUCGGGGAUUUAAGGUCGAGUGGCAGGGUUUUCCCACUACCAGUCCCGACCUUGUUGUCGACGGGUAUGGCAAGAGUUGUCUUGCAGGUUAUGUGAGCUGGAACGGCGCAACGAAUGUUGAGGAGUGGGCCAUCUACGAAGGAUGGGCCCACGAUAAGCUCUCGCAGGUCAGCCGUGUUGGGUACCAAGGUUUCGAGACCGAAUUUACAGUUGAUCGGACAUGCGCACAGUGA
Molecule: messenger RNA, 837 nt
Organism: Letharia lupina
Lineage: Eukaryota; Fungi; Ascomycota; Lecanoromycetes; Lecanorales; Parmeliaceae
Exons: 4
Coding region: 1-837 (278 amino acids)
Source: RefSeq, a predicted model, not a curated record